Messenger RNA from Cherax quadricarinatus, 5011 nucleotides. The record is from RefSeq and is a predicted model, not a curated record. Lineage: Eukaryota; Metazoa; Arthropoda; Malacostraca; Decapoda; Parastacidae.
AUCAGUAGGGCGCUGAUGUGGGCGUCUCUCUGUACUCCACGCCGGCAAGCUUCCCUCCAAGCACACACCACUACCACCCCGUCAAGCACGCGACUCAGCCUCCCCAUCAAGCACGCGCCUCAACUACCCCCAUCAAUACCUCGCAUCCCAAACAAUAACACCCACUACGGAUUUCGCAACUAAAAAAAAGUGUUCAGUUAUGAAGGUGGACUUGAUCUCCGGACUUUUCCACAGUCCAGCAGUCCAGGCGAGGGAGUCUGAAGUGGACUGCUAAUUCAGACCCUGAUCUUGAAUCCAUCCACAAUCCGCCUGUGAAAAAGUAUUUAAUAUUAGCAGAUUAGUUCUCGUUUCUCACCAUCUUCAAUGUAGAGGCAUUCAUUAACCGGUGCAAACUCUCCUCUACGAGUGAAUAAACUGGGUUGUAACACUGGAAUAUACAGUCCAUAUAUACCAGUUACCAGUCAGAGCUGCAUGCCGCCCUGCAGUUUAGCGGAAUCUGGAGUGAUGUAAGAGGAGCAAGGUGGAGAGGAAGUGAAGUAGAGACAAGUGGAAGGAAGGAGGUGAGAGACAAGUGUGAUAAUGUGACAGAGGCACAGUUAAUAUCAGAGCCACGAGGGAGACGCAAGAUGUCUUAACCGAGCAGUAUAUACCUGGGCUACCCUAACUGGCGUCUGCAGUCAUGAUGAGGAAGGGUGGUGUGGGCGGUAGUCUGCGAGACAAGUCGCCAACCCACGCCCACCCACGCCCACUGUGUGCCCACCGCCCACACAGGUUCGGGCCAAAGCGACACCCUCCUCACACCACAACCCGGCUCUGAAAGUUCUCAUAUACAAUCUUCCUGUUGGAGAAACACAGUUCUGUGGUACCAUAUGUGUCAGUGAAUUGAGUGCGUUCUAUCUUCCGCGAAGUGCGAAAUGAAGUGUACAUCUGUGUGCGUUUAAACAGCGUGUGUACAUUCUAAUUGCAUUUUUAUGUUGUAAGAAGAGUGUACAUAGUGCGUGUACGUUCAAACGUGGCACUUACGCGUGCUCUGGUGCAUUUACAUUGAUACGUUUCCAACAAGUGCGGCGUCUAGACGUAGAUUCCCACAAUGCGUGCAUCGUGUUGAGUGCGUCUGGGUGUCGAGCUGGGUAAGCAGUAACUCCCUCGAGUGCGUGUGAGGAGUGAGGGAGCUUACACUUAUUGUGUUCGCAAGAUAGUGCUCAAGUGCGUCUUCACAAUCAAGGAACCCAUUUUGAUAACAUGCGGAAGGUCCCUCGUCUCUCACCCAUAACAAAACACUUAACUAAAGGAGUGCGAAAGCAAAGUUAUCUUCAGUAAGACACUUUUUUUUUUGAGACCGAAGAAAGAGUCUCUUUGAGAAUGAGUGCAUACCAGUCAAUGGUACCACUCCUUGAUACCGUGUCAUUGUGACACCUCUAUUAUUACCCGUAUUACCACAAUUACUAUCAUUACCAUCACCGUCAUCAUGCCUUCUUUAGCAGAGCCAACAGAGCGGCUUCCUUAUGAAGUCCCGCUCACUCUAGAUCCGCUAGACAUGGCGGACUUCACCAAGCUGAAAAACAAAGACUUGGAAGGGUUCAGCCUGGAUGGUAAACCUGGAGAGAUGGAACAGGUGAUGGAGGAACUGUGGGAAAAGUUCAUGGAGCAGUCGAGGUUCAACCUAACUGACCUGGACGAGGAACAACACAAGAAGAUGGACCGGUGCUUCGAUGAUUUCGUUACAGCGUACUACGACCCCAACAGGGACCCACGGGCGUGCCCCAGCAUGUUCGACGAGGUCUCUUGCUGGCCUGAGACCUCCCCGGGCACUUUAAGAACGAUCGAGUGCUUCACGGUCUUCAAGGACAUUAUGUAUGACAACGUGGGGAAGAACGCGACCCUGGACUGCUUCCAGAAUGGCUUGUGGUCCAAGAAAGCCAACUACACCGACUGUUUGAACUUCGUGGGCAACAACAGCAGCAAGGACACCUCCACCGUCAACACCAUCACUACUAUCUUCUACGUGGGUAACUCCCUCAGUCUGGUGGCCGUCCUCCUCGCUCUCUGGAUCUUCAUCUCAUUUAAAGACCUGCGUUGUCUCCGAAACACCAUCCACACCAACCUCCUCUUCACCUACCUCUUCCAUAACUUCUGCUGGAUUGUCUACGCUUUUGUUCAGUCACCAGUAGAGUCACCCAAGACACAGUUAGAUCAUCAACAUGAACAAGUCACCAGUAGAGUCACCCAGGACACAGAUCAUCAACAUGAACAAGUCACCAGUAGAGUCACCCAGGACACAGAUCAUCAACAUGAACAACAGUCACCAGUAGAGUCACCCAGGACACAGAUCAUCAACAUGAACAACAGUCACCAAGAAGCGUCAGAUAAUGGUCUGAAAUUCACCCUGUCUGUCCCGACAUUUUCCACGUCCCUAACAGCCGCCGGCUGUACACAAACCUCAAACUAUGCUUAUCAUUUUUUCCCCUCUCUCGUUUCUCUCCCUGACAGCUAUGGACGGCGACUCUUCGGAAGCAAAAGAGAAUCGCUGUGUUCGGAAGUUACCACAAUGACCACCUUCGUGGCCAACGGCUACAACCCCGUCAGCACGCAGACUGGGCCGGUCCUUCCCCUACAGCAACAACAACCACUGCUGCAGCAACCACAACAGCAGCCAAUACAACAGCAACAACUAGCAUCAUCCAGUCACCUCAACUUUCGUAACUCCACGGCCGGCUUGAUUCAGAACUGUGGAGACCAGGACGGCAAACCUACUGUUAGGGACUCUUUACUGUAGGAUUCCACCGCUGGAAAGCUUAGAAAAUUUCAACUGCAAUAUUCCAGACCUGGAAGAGUCAGAUAGCUUUCCCUGCUGUAAAAAUACAGGAGUUUAAAAUUCGGGUUCAGAGAUUCCAGGAACUGCAUAUUCAGUUAUAGAUUCCUUGCUGCAAUGUUCCAGGAACUGAAGAAUCAUUCGUGGUAUCAUCGUUGCAGUGUUCCAGAACCUAAAAAUUCGUUCCUGGAUUCCUUGCUGCAGUCUUCCAGGACCUAAAGAUUCGUUCCUGGAUUCCUUGCUGCAGUCUUCCAGGACCUAAAGAUUCGUUCCUGGAUUCCUUGCUGCAGUCUUCCAGGACCUAAAGAUUCGUUCCUGGAUUCCUUGCUGCAGUGUUCCAGGAACUGAUGAUUCAUAUAUGUAUUCCAUGCCGUAAAAGUCCAUAAAAGUAAACUUCUCUUACGAAUUCACUGCUCCAAGAUUCCAGGUCUGGAAAAUUCAACAUUGGAUUCCUUGUUUUCAAGAUUCGAGAAACGAAAAUUUCUCUCGUGAAGAUUCAAAUGGAGAUUCCUUGUUCUGUGGUGAGGACAGCGGCGGACAUAUAUUUUUGGGGUUCUGAAGCUUGAACUGCUAAGGGGGGUUCCCUAGUAUCCCCUUCUCAUCCAGUAGACCAAAAAAAUUUUAAGCAAUGUGAACUAAAGUGGCUUCCGGGGCCCCUCCGGGAUUAGGGGCCCUGAAGCUUAGGCUUCACUAGUCUCAUAGUAGAUCCGCCCCUGGAUGGGGGAACUGCGGGAGGUAUUAAUGAAAAAAAAAACUAUACCGAGAUUCAUCACAGAACACGGGGUGACGGGGACAUAUACAACGACUUUUAUAUAUUAUUACUUGUUAGUAUUUAAUAAAUGACGUUCAGGGGAAUAAAUUACAUACCGCAAAACGAGAACAAAUAGUAUAUGUGUUAUUCAUAAUAAAGAUUAUUUAUCAACGAGUCGUGAAACCCCAAGAGCACUCAAAAAAAGAAUUUCUUCAGAAAUGAUUUCGCCCCCCCCCCCCAAAAAAAAAAAAAAGAAAAUAGGGAAUGUGGCACAGAAAAUUUUUGCGACACAGAAAAUUUAUAAAAAUCAAGAAAAAAAAUUAUGUGCUAAAUGAUGACGAGGUGAUUAAAAAUACGCGCGUCAAAAAGUCAAGAGUCAGUAGCAAUAAGCAAAACGCAAGACGCAAGACGCAAGACGCAAAACGCAAGGAUGUGCUUCACCAGGAGAGCCACAAACUGGGCAGUGUUAUUCCUGGACACUAUGAAUGAUGAUGAUGGUAAUAAUUACAGUGAAAGUAAUGACCACAGCAGUGAUGUUAUGUCCACAGCAGUGAUAUGGUGUCCAUAGCAGUGAUGUGAUGUCCACAGCAAUGAUAUGAUGUCCAUAGCAGUGAUGUGAUGUCCACAGCAAUGAUAUGAUGUCCAUAGAAGUGAUGUGAUGUCCACAGUAAUGAUGUAAUGUCCGUAGAAGUGAUGUGAUGUGCACAGCAGUGAUGUGAUGUCCACAGCAAUGAUGUGAUGUCCAUAGAAGUGAUGUGAUGUCCACAGCAAUGAUAUGAUGUCCAUAGAAGUGAUGUUAUGUCCACAGCAGUGAUAUGAUGUCCAUAGCAGUGAUGUGAUGUCCACAGUAAUGAUGUGAUGUCCGUAGAAGUGAUGUGAUGUCCACAGCAGUGAUGCCUACAGUAGUGAUGUCCACAGCAGUGAUGCCUACAGUAGUGAUGUCCACAGCAGUGAUGCCCACAGUAGUGAUGCCCACAGCAGUGAUGUCCACAGCAGUUAUGCCUACAGUAGUGAUGUCCACAGCAGUGAUGCCUACAGUAGUGAUGUCCACAUCAGUGAUGUCCACAGCAGUGAUGUCCACAGCAGUGAUGUCCACAUCAGUGAUGUCCACAGCAGUGAUGUCCAUAACAUAAAAGUGAUAAAAAAAACAAUGAAAGAAAAAUACUACGAGAAUAAACCUCAAGGGUUAAUUGGUGAACAACAGACCUGUUUCACGACUACAACAGUGAACAACAGACCUGUUUCACGACUACAACAGUGAACAACAGACCUGUUUCACGACUACAACAGUGAACAACAGACCUGUUUCACGACUACAACAGUGAACAACAGACCUGUUUCACGACUACAACAGUGAACAACAGACCUGUUUCACGACUACAACAGUGAACAACAGACCUGUUUCACGACUACAACAGUGAACAACAGAUGUUUCACGACUACAACAG